Nomascus leucogenys (northern white-cheeked gibbon) is the source of this 7473-nucleotide messenger RNA. RefSeq names its product mannosidase alpha class 2A member 2 (gene MAN2A2). Gene Ontology annotation, cellular component: Golgi membrane. Gene Ontology annotation, biological process: protein deglycosylation; N-glycan processing; mannose metabolic process. Gene Ontology annotation, molecular function: carbohydrate binding; alpha-mannosidase activity. The record is from RefSeq and is a predicted model, not a curated record. Lineage: Eukaryota; Metazoa; Chordata; Mammalia; Primates; Hylobatidae.
AGGUAGUUUAUCAACAACAGAAAUUUAUUUUCUCACAGUUCUGGAGGCUGGGAAGUCCAUGAUAAGACACACGCGGAUUCAGUGUCGGGUGAGGGCCUGCCUGUGAUGCACAGACAGUGCCUUCUAGCUGUGUUCUCACGUGGUUGAAGGGGCCGAAUCUCGGGGUCGUUUGAUACCUGCACUAAUCCCAUUCAUGAGAGCUCUCCCUUCAAACUCUGUUCACCCCCAAAGGCCCAUCUCCUAAUACCAUCAUCACCUUGAGGGAUUAGGAUUUCAACACGAAUUUGGGGGGUCACAUUCAGAUCAUAAGUUACAUAUAACUUAAAAAGAACAAAAACGUGGAAUUCAUGGAGAUGUUCAUUGCAGUAUGGAUUACACUGAAAAACUGUAAACAACCUAGAUGCCCAGUCAAAGGGAAACAACCAAGAAAAGUCUGUGUCUUGUUCACUCGCUGGCAGGAAACAUAGAGCAGGCACGGAAAGGAAAGGGACCCGAGGAAUGCGCUGUACCAACAGGAGGCAGCACCCCUUUGCCGAGAGGCGCACCGACAGAAACCUAAGGCUACCUGGGCCGGAGCCGGGUGAGGCCGCGGAGAACGCACCCGGCUACGCGGCUGCCGAGACGGAGGAGGGCGUUUCGACCACUGCCCGAUUAUGCGCUUACUCAAGUAGGAUUCCGAAAAAAUUCAGUCGCGCGUCCCUCCUGAGGUUCCGAGCUAGACAGGCCCGGCCCGGGCUGGUGCGGCUGCGCACUGCAGCCCAGCGGAGCGGGGCCCGGGAGGCGUCGGGCUGGGACCGCGGCGGCCAGAGCUCCUGUCAGCUCUGCUGGGCACACGCAGGCCGGGGCGGGCGGCGCGGCUGUCCCCGCCCCGCACGCUGCUGGGCCCGGCGGCCUCAGAGGCUGGCGGACCCGCGCGGGGCGGGCGCAGCGGAGCGCGCCGGCGGCCCAGGGCCCAGCGGGAGCGCGGCUGCGGCGCGCGGAGCAGGGGGCUACGGGUGGGCGGGCGCCCGCCUUCGCCUGCGUCGCUGCCUGCGCGCGGGCCGCCGCCCCCGGGCGCGUGAGAGCCGGCAGCUCGGCCGACUGGGCCCGGAGCGGCGCGGAGGCCGGGCGCUGACGGUGUGUGUGGAGGCCAGUAUGAAGCUGAAAAAGCAGGUGACAGUGUGUGGGGCUGCCAUCUUCUGUGUGGCAGUCUUCUCGCUCUACCUCAUGCUGGACCGAGUGCAACACGAUCCCACCCGACACCAGAAUGGUGGGAACUUCCCCCGGAGCCAAAUUUCUGUGCUGCAGAACCGCAUUGAGCAGCUGGAGCAGCUUUUGGAGGAGAACCAUGAGAUUAUCAGCCAUAUCAAGGACUCCGUGCUGGAGCUGACAGCAAACGCAGAGGGCCCGCCCGCCAUGCUGCCCUACUACACGGUCAAUGGCUCCUGGGUGGUGCCACCAGAGCCCCGGCCCAGCUUCUUCUCCAUCUCCCCCCAGGACUGCCAGUUUGCUUUGGGGGGCCGGGGUCAGAAGCCAGAGCUGCAGAUGCUCACUGUGUCGGAGGAGUUGCCGUUUGACAAUGUGGAUGGUGGCGUGUGGAGGCAAGGCUUCGACAUCUCCUACGACCCGCACGACUGGGAUGCCGAAGACCUGCAGGUGUUUGUGGUGCCCCACUCUCACAAUGACCCAGGCUGGAUCAAGACCUUUGACAAGUACUACACAGAGCAGACCCAACACAUCCUCAAUAGCAUGGUGUCUAAGCUGCAGGAGGACCCCCGGCGGCGCUUCCUCUGGGCAGAGGUCUCCUUCUUCGCCAAGUGGUGGGACAACAUCAAUGCCCAAAAGAGAGCGGCAGUCCGAAGGCUGGUGGGAAACGGGCAGCUGGAGAUUGCGACAGGAGGCUGGGUGAUGCCGGAUGAGGCCAAUUCCCACUACUUUGCAUUGAUUGACCAGCUCAUUGAAGGACACCAGUGGCUGGAGAGAAAUCUUGGUGCAACGCCCCGCUCUGGCUGGGCAGUGGAUCCCUUUGGAUACAGCUCCACCAUGCCUUACCUGCUGCGCCGUGCCAACCUCACCAGCAUGCUGAUUCAGAGAGUGCACUAUGCCAUCAAGAAGCACUUUGCUGCCACCCACAGCCUAGAGUUCAUGUGGAGGCAGACAUGGGACUCGGACUCCAGCACAGACAUCUUCUGUCACAUGAUGCCCUUCUACAGCUAUGAUGUCCCCCAUACCUGCGGCCCGGAUCCCAAGAUCUGCUGCCAAUUUGAUUUCAAACGCCUGCCUGGUGGGCGCAUCAACUGCCCUUGGAAGGUGCCACCCCGGGCCAUCACAGAGGCCAAUGUGGCAGAGAGGGCAGCCCUGCUCCUGGACCAAUACCGGAAGAAGUCCCGGCUCUUCCGAAGCAACGUCCUCCUGGUGCCUCUUGGAGAUGACUUCCGAUAUGACAAGCCCCAGGAGUGGGAUGCCCAGUUCUUCAACUACCAGCGGCUCUUUGACUUCUUCAACAGCAGGCCUAACCUCCAUGUGCAGGCCCAGUUUGGGACUCUUUCUGACUAUUUUGAUGCCCUGUACAAGAGGACAGGGGUGGAGCCAGGGGCCCGGCCUCCAGGGUUUCCUGUGCUGAGCGGGGAUUUCUUCUCCUAUGCGGACCGGGAGGAUCAUUACUGGACAGGCUAUUAUACUUCCCGGCCCUUCUACAAGAGCUUAGACCGAGUCCUGGAAGCCCACCUGCGGGGGGCAGAGGUUCUGUACAGCCUGGCUGCAGCUCACGCUCGCCGCUCUGGCCUGGCUGGCCGGUACCCACUGUCUGACUUCACCCUCCUGACGGAAGCUCGGCGCACGCUGGGGCUCUUCCAGCAUCACGAUGCCAUCACUGGCACGGCCAAGGAGGCUGUGGUGGUGGACUAUGGGGUCAGGCUUCUGCGCUCCCUUGUCAACCUGAAGCAGGUCAUCAUUCAUGCAGCCCACUAUCUGGUGCUGGGGGACAAGGAGACCUACCACUUUGACCCUGAGGCGCCCUUCCUCCAAGUGGAUGACACUCGUUUAAGUCACGAUGCCCUCCCAGAGCGCACGGUGAUCCAGCUGGAUUCCUCACCCAGGUUUGUGGUGCUAUUCAACCCGCUGGAACAGGAGCGAUUCAGCAUGGUGUCCCUGCUGGUCAACUCGCCCCGCCUGCGCGUCCUUUCAGAGGAGGGUCAGCCCCUGGCUGUGCAGAUCAGCGCACACUGGAGCUCUGCCACCGAGGCGGUCCCUGAUGUCUACCAGGUGUCUGUGCCUGUCCGCCUGCCAGCCCUGGGCCUGGGCGUGCUGCAGCUGCAGCUGGGCCUGGAUGGGCACCGCACGCUGCCCUCCUCUGUGCGCGUCUACCUGCACGGCCGGCAGCUGUCCGUCAGCAGGCAUGAAGCGUUCCCUCUCCGUGUCAUUGACUCUGGCACCAGUGACUUCGCCCUCAGCAACCGCUACAUGCAGGUCUGGUUCUCAGGCCUUACUGGGCUCCUCAAGAGCAUCCGAAGGGUGGAUGAGGAGCAGGAGCAGCAGGUGGACAUGCAGGUCUUUGUCUAUGGCACCCGUACGUCCAAAGACAAGAGUGGAGCCUACCUCUUCCUGCCCGAUGGCGAGGCCAAGCCCUACGUCCCCAAGGAGCCCCCCGUGCUGCGUGUCACUGAAGGCCCUUUCUUCUCAGAGGUGGUUGCGUACUACGAGCACAUUCACCAGGCAGUUCGGCUUUACAAUCUGCCAGGGGUGGAGGGGCUGUCUCUGGACAUAUCAUCCCUGGUGGACAUCCGGGACUACGUCAACAAGGAGCUGGCCCUGCGCAUCCAUACAGACAUCGACAGCCAGGGUAUCUUCUUCACAGACCUCAAUGGCUUUCAGGUGCAGCCCCGACGGUAUCUGAAGAAGCUCCCCCUCCAGGCCAACUUCUACCCCAUGCCAGUCAUGGCCUAUAUCCAGGAUGCACAGAAGCGCCUCACGCUGCACACUGCCCAGGCCCUGGGUGUCUCUAGCCUCAAAGAUGGCCAGCUGGAGGUGAUCUUGGACCGGCGGCUGAUGCAGGAUGACAACCGGGGCCUAGGCCAAGGGCUCAAGGACAACAAGAGAACCUGCAACCGUUUCCGCCUCCUGCUAGAGCGGCGAACCGUGGGCAGCGAGCCUGACUUUUUCUCCAAACUGGCAGCCAUGUUUAGGGGCUUGAUCUUUCACAGCAGCAGGAGCGGUAACCGAGAGGUCCAAGAUAGCCACUCUACCAGCUACCCAUCCCUUCUCAGCCACCUGACCUCCAUGUACUUGAACACCCCGGUGCUCGCUCUGCCUGUAGCCAGGACACAGCUCCCAGGCCCUGGUCUGCGCUCAUUUCAUCCUCUGGCUUCCUCACUGCCCUGUGACUUCCACCUGCUCAACCUACGUAUGCUCCAGGCUGAGGAGGACACCCUGCCCUCGGCGGAGACUGCACUCAUCUUACACCGCAAGGGUUUUGACUGCGGCCUGGAGGCCAAGAACUUGGGCUUCAACUGCACCACAAGCCAAGGCAAGGUAGCCCUGGGGAGCCUUUUCCAUGGCCUGGACGUGGUAUUCCUUCAGCCAACCUCCUUGACAUUACUGUACCCUCUGGCCUCCCCGUCCAACAGCACUGACGUCUAUUUGGAGCCCAUGGAGAUCGCUACCUUUCGCCUCCGCUUGGGUUAGGGCUUCUUGUGGCCUGAAGAGGAAGUUCAUUCACAGAGACUGCCUCUUAACAUGAAGAUCAUUGGACAAGCCACACGGGUAUCCCAUCCCGAUCUGCUUCCCAGAACUGUGACACAUUGGGCUCUGCCCUCAUUUUCUGUUUAUUGCUGCUGCUGUGUUUUGGGGGCAACCCACAAACCCAGUGAUGGGUAAAUAGGGCAGACGCUAGUGAGAUCAGGGAGAGAAGGCCCUUGGUCAGAGUGGGCAGUGCCAGGCUCUGCUUUGGGUUGUGAGCGGACACCCAGCUGGGCACAGGCUCAGGCACCCAUCCUUUUUCCAAACAGGGAUAUAGAAGAAGUGGAAGCAGACAGAAGAGGUAAGGGAGGCUAAGUGGGUAACAGCCCAGCAUCAGGGUCACUGUGGCAACAGCCGGCUCUAGGGGAAUCCUGUGGUUAUGUAGAGACUCCAUGUCCUGGUGUGAUGAGCAGGAUCAGAGUGACUCUGGGAGGACAGGGAUGGGGACCCAGAGUUAGCAGUGGGGAUGGAGCAGUAGAAGGAAUCACUAUUUCUCCUAGGAGUCCGAAGGCCUCACUGCUUUCUGUGAUGGCUUUGCUGUAAGUGCCGCCUGGCCUGCAUGCAUUGGCUUAAGAGGCUGCAGAGUGUCAGGAAGGACUCGCUAGAGAUUGUCAUGGUCAGAGGUCAUAGGUCACUUCAGGUAGCAAGACCCCUGGCAAACUGGGUACUUGGCCUAUGUACUGAUUUGUGGGAUGGUGGCAGGGGCGUGGGGUCCUCCGCCCUGCCUGACUCCUCUUUGGCUUCUAUGCUCUGUACACUGCUGUCCCCAAGAGCUCUUUCUUAUUAUGGCAGGGAGUGGGGAUUGGUCCUACUUUCUUUCUCUGGAAAGGAAAGCCUCCAAGACCCCAUGUGCCUGGGCAGCUUGAGAAGGCAUUCAGCACCACGCCUAGCAGGCAGACCUUGAAGCCUCACCUUUAGUCUAUCCUGCAGAGGUAUUCAGUUCCUGGCACAGGGGACUAGGGGCACGUGGAGUAUAUGAAGAGACAGUAUGGCUGUGCAGGAGCCUUCAUUUCAGCUUCAAUUAAUAGGGAAACAUUUAUGAUAGCUCUAUAGAUGCUGAAAAGGUAUUUGGUAAGAUUUAAAAUCCAUCCCUUAUUAAAACUCUUAGUAAAUUAAGUCUGGAAAGAAACACGCUAAUCUAGAUAAAGGUCUGUUUGAGAAACCAACAGUUAUGGCAUUCUAAAGAGUCAGACACCACAGGCAUUCCCAUUAAAGUCAGAAACUAACCAAAGGCAUGCUAUUAUUCAGCAGUGUCCCGGCACUACUAACCCCUGCAACAAGCCAGAUGAGGAAAAUAAGGAAGAAUUAUAAUUGUCAUUAUUUGUAGACAAUAAAACUGCCUACCUGUAAAACCUAAGAAUCAACUGAAGACCUGUUAAGAGUAUUCUGUAAGUCAGCCCAAUGAUACGCAUCAUGUUCCUGUCUACAUAAUGGUUUUCCCCAAAUCAGCUGAUAAAUUCAGUGUAAUUCCAAUGAGAUUGAUACUUUGGAAUUGACAGUUCUAAAGUGCAUUUGGGAGAGUGAAUGUGUGAGAACACUAAGACCACUCUGAACGAUGAUAAUGAGUUGGGGGGUGGACUCCUGAGGGGGAAAAGGCACACGUCCUGCCAGAUUCCCAGAGGAUUCUCACGCCACCAUUACCUCACUCAGUGUGACCUGGAGGGGCUCAGACAGACGGGAGAGUCCAGAAACAGACCCAGGGCUACAGGAAUUUAGUAUAUGGUAAGAGGGAUGUUUUAAGUGGGGAAAAAGGUGGAUUAUUUAAUAAACAGUACUUUUAGACAACUAGCUAUCAAAGCUAGAUCUCGGCCGGGUGCGAUGGCUCACACCUGUAAUCCCAGCACUUUGGGAGGCCAAGGCGGGUGGAUCACUUGAGGUCAGGAGUUCGAGACCAGCCUGGCCAAGAUGGCGAAACCCUGUGUCUACUAAAAAUACAAAAACUAGCCAGGCAUGGUGACACGCGCCUGUAAUCCCAGCUACUUAGGAGGCUGAGGCAGGAGAAUCACAUGAACCUGGGAGGCGGAGGUUGCAGUGAGCUUAGAUCAUGCCACUGCACUCCAGCCUGGGUGACACAGCUAAAAAAAAAAAAAAAAAAAAAACCACUAAGUUAGAUCUCUACCUCACAGUGUCCAUACAAAUUAGUUCCAGAGGGAAGAUAUACUACAAAAUUACUCAAAAAUUUUUGUACCUCUGAUGUGGGACGGUCUUUUCUAAACUUUAACAUGAGACUUAAAAGAUAUAAUAAGGGAAAAGAUAAGCAGAUUUUGCAACCAAAAAAUAUCGAAAGUCUCUGUGUGAUGGAAAACAUCAAGGUUAAAACACAAAUGACAGAUAUGGAAGAAAAUAUUUGCAGCACAUAAAAAAAUCAACGAGUACAAUUACUUUAGGAGAAAAGCUUGCUUCAGGGUCCUUAGAGAAAGUCACUGGGGCCUGCCAAGCAGCCAUCUAAAGACAAGAGUGAGAGGGCUGAGUUCUUCCAGGUCGUCAGAGUUGUUGCUGCCCGUAUUAGGCCACACGGUGGAACCCCAUUUAUAUCAUAGCAGAAGAAAUAGGAUUAUCAUUGUGAACUGCUUAGCAUGGUGCCUGGUAUAUACGAGAGCUCCACAAAUGUGAGCUAUAAUCCUAUUAGUAAAGGAUGCUAAGCAGUUCCACUGUGGCAGGUGUCAUUUGCUAGUAGAAUUUGUAAUCAAACAAUAGGAGGGGAAUCUGUGAACGCCUAGAAAAUUAGCAGAAUAAAGGAUACUAUCUUUGGAGGCC